AUGUCCGGACUAGAUGACUACAAUUACUACGAAGAAUACAAAGCAUGGCUUCAAUCGAUUCUUGAAUCUCCUAUGCCAUGGAUCGGCAUGUAUAUUGCAGCAGCAUCUCUAGUCUGUUCCGUUGCCAUGGCUGGAGAUGUAAUUCACGGAAUCCGCCGAAAAAAACUUUGGUUCCCGUGCAAGUAUUUCUCUAUGAAUGCUGCAUCCCUUACUGUAAUAGCUGUGGCAAUGAAGCUCUCAGUGGAUCUUACCACCGCCAUGUUGGGAACGAUAGACACACUUGCGAAGCUUAGCAACAGCGGUUUCAUGAUUAUUGUGAUGGGUAACUUCCUAAUAUCUUUUGCAUCUAUGAAUAAUAAGGAAAUUUUCAUGAACAUCGUGGCCUUGGGUAUUUUGGUGAUUACCAUUAGUGUAAACAUGGGUAUCCAAUUGUAUACUUGGAGGGGGGACCUCGUUCUUUUUGAACGGCAGAGGGAGUACCUCGUUGAUAUGUACAUUCUACGCAUAUUUAAUAUUGUUUCCAUGCUUGUCUUGUUUGUGACUAUGAUCUCUUCUAUUUUGACGAUUCCUGCCACUAAAAGGGAUAUGGAAAAGAAGUAUAAUGAAUUGCAUGAAACUGCUUAUGAGGGUGGAAAGUUACAGGAAACUGAGAAUCUUACAGAUGAGAAACUUAAAGAAGUGGUGGACAAAUACUGGAUGAUGGCAGAAACUGGAAGCCCUCAAUUUGUGAUGGCUCGUUCUGUGACCUCGGCGACGUUAGGGGCAAUCUGUUUGGCCACAACAAUCUAUUUUGUUACACUAGCGAUUGCAGUCGUCUUAGGUGACGGUGGUCUCAAGGGGUAUGAUUCAACUUAUUGUUGGUCUACUGUAUGGAUUUUUAUGAUUCAGUCUAUUGGGGUGGUUGUUGGUACUAUUGCUCCGAUAUGUAGGUGGUUUACUGCCAUCAACUUCAACUGCAACAACAUGUUUAGCAACCACCACAAAGAGUUCAAACUAGUGGAAACUUUUUGGAUCCAAACGUUGGUUGCGUGGAAAGAGACACCUUUACCUUCACAAAUUCGGGGCAUGAAAUGCAAGAGAGUUAUUGGGAAUGUUAAAAUUCUUGUUCUUAACUUAUGCAUAGGCAUCCAGAUUUGGAUUGUGGUAGCUAGCAAAUUGGUUCAUCUAAUCUCCAUCAUCAUUACACUCCCAUUGUUCUCAUGUUUCUACUAUGGGAAGAGGAUGAAGGUGGACCUCGGAUCUGAAUCCAGUGCCUUGGAAGCAAAUAAUUCAAGUCCAGAAUUGGAUCGUUACGUUCUGCAACUUGAAGGUGAGGUGAAGCUGCCCAAAAGUAUUCUGAAGAAUGUGUCAUGA
Messenger RNA from Rhododendron vialii, 1353 nucleotides. RefSeq lists its product as uncharacterized. The record is from RefSeq and is a predicted model, not a curated record. NCBI's taxonomy places the organism in Eukaryota, Viridiplantae, Streptophyta, Magnoliopsida, Ericales, Ericaceae. The coding region runs from base 1 to 1353 and encodes 450 amino acids. The transcript has a single exon.